CUUAGGAAAAGAAUUUUUCAAUAUCAUACCAUAACCUGAUGGCUAGAAAAUCCUGGGGCAAGUAAUGGAAAGCAUCUGCUUGAAGGAGACUGGCCAGUAUGUUUGGCGUCAUUCAAAGAAGGGUAAUGGGAGAAGACAUCAGUGAUACAGCCAAAAGGUUUAUGGAAUCAGCAAAUGAGUUCCUGCCAGGGGUGCUUUUGCUAUCUUCAAGGAUAGACAUUAACUCAAGGCAGCUGGGUCCAGGCACUGGAAUGUAAGGUAAUAAUCUGUUUUCCUUGGGGCUGCUGUAUUUUUUUUUUAAUUUGGGUUUUUGUGUUUUUUUAAGAUUUUAUUUUUAAGUAAUCUCUACACCCAACAUGGGACUCAAACUCACGACCCGGAGAUCAAGAGCCUCACUCUCCACUCCAGCCAGCCAGGUGCCCUCGGGGCUGCUGUAUUUUUUAAGUGGACUUACACUUAUCAAAAGAAGUUCUUGUUUUUGAGGACAAACUAGUUUGUCAUUAUGGAUUUUAGUCACCUCUCAGGAGAAUGAAUAUUUUAGAUAUAGUCAUUCAUUCAAAUAUUUUCCAAAUACAUACUAUGUGUUUGGGGUAUAAAGCUGAGGACAUCUGUCUCCUCAAGAAGUUCACAAUAUAACAAAGAAUAAACAUGAAAGCUGACUUCAGUAGGAUCUGAUAAAUUAUCAAAUGGCUGUAAGCAAACUGUUCUGGAAAACACAAAGGUUGUACUUGGGGGAGGUCAAAAAAGAGCUUUACCAAGAUAACAGUUUGAGCUAGGCCUUAAAGUACAGUUGACCUCUGAACAACAUGGCUUUGAACUACAUGGAUGUUUUUCAAUAAAUACAGUAUAGUACUGUAAAUGUAUUGUAACAUACAGCAUAUAAUAUAUAUAACAUACAAAAUAUGUGUCCAUUGACUAUGUUAUUGCUAAGACUUCCAGGUGACAGCAGGCUAUUAGUAAAACUGUUUUGGGGAGAUCACAGUUCUGUGUGGAUUUUCGACUACACAGGGGCUUGAUACCCCUAGCCCCUGGCAUUGUUCAAGGGUCAACUGUAGUUCUUUAAGAGAAGCUAAAAGUAGAACUGGCGAUAUGAGUGCAUUUUUGCUGUACUCAAGUAAUUCCUAGAACACAGGAAUCCAGGGUAUUGAUAAAAAAUAUAUAGUAAGAUUUUUUUGAAAAUGGAUUAUAAAUGGGCCUUGAAUGCCAUACUAAGGGACUUAGCUUUUAUUUGCCCAGGGCAAGACAUCAAGGCUGUUUUUGCAAGGCAGUGAUGGGAGAUGAAGAAAAACUAGACCAGAAGUUCUUAACACGUUUUCUGCCAUGAACCCAUUUUUGCAAUCUUAUGAAGCCCCUGGACGCUUCUCAGAAUAAUGUUUUUAGGUGCAUAAAAUAAAACGUAGGAUUACAAAGGACACCAACUAUAUCAAAAUACAGCUAUCAGAAUAUUAAAAAUGAGUUACACAGGAAUACUUGUGUUUCUUAAAGGAUUAAAUAACAUAAUCUAGCAGCAGCUCUAAUAACUACCAUAAUUUUAAAGUAGUAAUGAUCAUAAAAGGUAUUUCAACAUCUGCAACAGCUGUUACGUGGUAAAAUACCUGUGUUUCUGCUGGUGGCAAGGUCACAGGGCCUGCCAAUACUACUGGGCUCCGUUGCCAACAUUUAAAAUCCAAAAAAAGUGCAAAAUUUCAGUUAGAGGUUUAUGAAAAUCAAGAAGCAACUUUUUUCCCCUGUUCAUGUUUGCAAUUCUUAGUCCUUGCUGGACUCCUGAAUUCAAAGCAGUGUAGAGAGAGACUGGUUAGCAGGCUGUUAAAAUAGGCAGGACACGAAGCAAGAAGAACCUGUAGUGGGGGUGGCAAAGGAGCAGGUUGGAGAGACAUCUGGGAAUUUGACUUGGUUUCCCCCAACCCUCAGUGAGGGACUCCUCAGGGAGGAAUUUGGGGGUAACACACGGUCUGGCCAGACAGGCUCAGGAAGUAAAGUAGCAUAAACCCUCGCAUCAACUGUCCACGUUGCCGUAGAGUUUCAUUCACAGGGUCAACUAGUAUUUAUUCCCUUCUGUGGCUGGUACAAGGAAUGCAGCCGAACAGACCUGGUUCUUGCUUUCAUGGAGCUUGCUGUCUCGUGGAGGAAACAUGAUUAAGCAAAGCUAAGUCGAUAGGCUAUCACCGUUGGGCUCAAAAGCAGGAAGAGAGUGGUGGUUCUGCAGAGACUGCUGGCAGGGAGUAGGACCUAUUUUAGACUGUGGGGUCAGGGAAGACCUCUCCAAGGAAGUGACUGUUAAGAUGAGAUCAGAACAACGAGUAGGACUUAGGUUAAGGAGUCAGGAAAAGAGCAUGAAGCCCAGCCUCUGUCGGUGCUGUAGAGGGGCUAAAUGAAAAUCAGGGGAGGUAAGCAGAGGAAGCUUGGGGAAGGGUGGCAAAAGGCAGACAGGAGUUAGACCACAGAAGGUCUUUCAGCCAUCCUAAGGACUUUGAGUAUUGAGUGCAAGGGGACACCACUGAAGAUACCAAAGAGGGAAGUGAUAGAAUCCAGUUUGUGGUUUUCAGAAAUUCUUCCGGCUGCUCUGGGAAGAGUGGGUUGUAGGGAGCAAAGCAUUGAAAUAGGGAGGGAAGGUUUGGCUGUGGCUGAACCCCAGGAGAGAUGCUGGUGGAGGCCGGAAGGAGAAUGCAGGGGAGGAGAGGAUGCAGCAAAGCUCCGUGGGCGGCAGAAGGAACAAGAUGAGUGACAGCUAGAGGUAGGAAGGUGGGAGGAGAGAGGGCAGCUGUGCACAAAUCUCAGCUUCAAACAGAUCCAUAGAGGCGCCAUUUGUUGGGAUGGAAAGUCUAGAAGAGGAGCAGACGGGGCAGGCAGGAGUGUCUACAAAUCAGAGAUCUCUGUGGGCACGUUCAUUUGAGAUGCAGGAGGGCAGGUGUUAAAUAAGCAUCUAUAUAGCAACAAUUCUAAAGCUUAAAGAUAGGUCUGGACUCGGGGUGACAUUUAUGAAAGACCCCUAAGGAGGCGCUCAGUGUCGGCCCCUUCCCCUCAGAUCCUGGCACGGAGCUACAGGCACAAAGACCCUGCCAACUUCUACCAUCCCCACUAAAGAUUUCACUCUUUGAUCCUUGGCCCUGCCGUCAACUUUGACUAUUUCUUUGUUCUGCCCUUGAUACCAAAACAGCAUCUGGACCCUGGUGCAACUUUCCGGUCGGCUUAAAUCAGGCAGUAUCCCUAAAGGUGUUCAGAGCAUUUAACUUGCAGAGCUUUCUGGAGUGGGAUUUCUGCAGGGGGAGAUUUGCAUCUAUAAAGAUGCUAAACAGCCUUGUGCCUUCCAGUGAAAUGCUGUCUGUUUAUCACGGACGAUUUUAUAGCAAAUAUAAUUGGGAUAUUUACUGAUUGUUUCUUAGAACUGGAAGAAAAUAACAGGACAGACCAAGGGAAUUGCGACGACUAAACAUGCUAACGACACAGGGGAAAGGGCUAUAAAUUUUAGAAAACGAAAUUGUGAUCAUGCAAAGAAGAGGUUUCACUGUAGCCUGAAGAUCUGACCCAUGGCUAAAUGGGGCCAAGAUUAAUCAUGUCUUGGUCUUAUACAUAAGCCGAAGGAUCUUUUCUAAAGAUCAUGUCUAUUAAAGCAGGGAAGACUUUUCUGCAGGUAAUACCAUAAUGAGCUGCAGGCAUUUAAUGAGAGACAAGUGCUAUUGUUAAAGGGGUAACCUUCAGCAUCUAAUCUGGAAACGAAGUGGGCUUGCUUGCUCUGCAAAAUGAGGCCCCAGUUCAGUCCACGAGAUGAAGAGGACACUCACAUUUCUAGAUGCUCCGGUGCAGGCAAAACUGAAAUCUUUUGGGUGAGGGAGAAAGGUGUUUGUUUUUGUUUUUAUCACUAGGAAAGGACUUUACAUGUUAGGAGUAAGGCCCUGACUCCAGGCUGCAGGCCUAGAGGCUUCUAAAGGCAGUCAAAUAAAAACAGCAUUCAGGAAAAAGACAGCCUAAGGAGCUUGACAUUUUUCCCAAAAACCUCCGAGGAAUAGAGAGCGUUCUGAGGAGAGGAGCCUUGGCUUCCAUCUCUGUCCCCGUGGCUGUCUCCGGCAAGGGGGACUGCUUGGCAAAAAAAAAUCACCAGUGUGACACCAGAAAAAGUGCCAUCUCACCCUGUCCCUUGGUCUCCAGCCCCCAGAAGUCUCUCGUCCAAGGAUUUAUGUUGUGUCAGCUCUCACUUCGAUAUGCACUAGAAAGUGCCAGGAUGCAAGCCUGACCCUCCUUCCCCCAAACAGUUAUGCGGACAGGAUGCUGCCUCCCGUCCUGGCCCCCGCUGCACCAUCCUGCCCCACUUGCUGCUUCUCACAGUCCCCGGAGACAGAAGGCAGUAAGUAGGGGCAGGAAGGGAGCUUGCACGGUCUCAGAGGCGGACACCCUCUAGAUGCCUGAGCCCCAGCUGCUUUGCCAUGGGCCUGCCUUUCUCGGUAGGAGCAAAGGGAACCUCCAGCUUCCCCCGAAUGUCCCUUUCUUAAACCUGCAGCAGCACAAAACAAGCCAGUUCAUUGUGUUCUUGGAUAUAAAUAUUGAUUCUAGGUGGUGUUAACAUUCUGUUCAUAAAAGAAUGUAACACAUUUCUCCCACACCAUAUUAGACUGAUGUGUUGUUUGGCCAAGAGAAGUACAGAUUGCUGGCUUCUGCGGGGAAAAUGUGGACAUUUAAAUGCAUGCAGCUUGCGGACGUCUAGGGAGCAUUCUGGGAAUAGCAACCAGGUCCCUUCCUGGGUUCCGGCUCUGCCCUCCUCCGGUCAGUCUCUCCUCUCCCAGCUCCAUUGUUGGCAAAUGUCACUGGCAUUUCUAAUCGCUUGUCAUUUGGGAAGAUGCUUUCUUAGAAUUAGAUCUUGUUUCUCAAGGAAAUGUGAGCAGUUGCUCUCUUCAGGAAGCCCACAGGGGCAAGGCCAAACAUCUUUAGCUUUCUUCCCCUAGGGGAAAUACCUGGGAGGUCCUGCUCUUCUGUUUUCUUUUCCCCCCUCCACGUGGGAGGGAAGGGCAAAGGCUUCAGACCAGAGGUGGUCCCUCCAAGCAUUCCACCCAGGCUGAACCAAGCCCAAGACUCCAAUGUGCUGGCUGCCUUGGCAAGGCGAAUUCCCCACAUUCCACCAGUGCUCUUGAGGGGGAAACUGAACUAAUGAGAGAGUGGAAUUCUUGAUGUGUAUGCUCGCUCACUCGGUGCCAGCACGUCUCACACGGACAGAUCCUCGUCCAGCAUUUCGUAAGAGUGGUAGAGCCCAUUUCCAGAUGUGUGGGAGAGUUGCCCAAGACGGAAGGCCGUCGGGAGAGCCGGCGCCCUCUGCUGUUCUGGCCGGGAAGCACCAUGACGGUGGGGAGGGACCUGGGGGCUCAAGAAAGCUGGCAGCUCAGAUCAAGCCCACAGCAGGCCCGCGCUACUCUGAGGAGGGCCUGCGGCUCCUUGCUAGUCAAACGUUGAGUCUGCAAGGAGCUGGCUUCCCUCCGUCUAGCUGGCUCUCUUUAUGCUUCGUGGUUAUGGACAAGCCAGAAAUGAAGAAGAUUUAUAAUAAAACCCCAGCCUCCCCCAGCAUCCGCUGGUCCUGUUCCCGAGAAGGUGCAGAACAGUGGUGCUGCAGCUGCCCGCGAACCUGGCCAGCAGGCCCAGGCAAGGCGAGGCAAGGAGGGCAGCCUGCCCAGGGAGAGACCGCCCGCCCAUCCGCGGCCCUCCGGCCACACCCUUGCCUAAGAAUGCAGCUUCCAGAGGCCUUGCUGGCUCCGAAGGCUUCAGCCGAGGGGAGGUUGCCGCCGCCCCCACUCAGGCAUACUGGCAGCCCCAAGGGGCCUCCAGAGCUGGCACAGCCGAGCGCCCAGCUCCGUUUACAAGCUGAGGCCGAGCUGCCGCCCCCUCUGCUCGCCGCCUGCCAAGACAGCAACACAGCAGUGGGUCCCCCGCUGGCUCCAGGGCCCAGCCUGCGGCGGCAGGGGAGACAGACGGAGGGAGAGGGAGAGAAGCAGAGAGCGGUGCUGGUUAAAGAUGACGUGGAUGUGUUCAGCUACAAUGGCACCGUUGAGUCCUUGGAACAGAGAACAUAUGACCUGCAGAGCCUAAAAUAUUUACUCUCUGGAUGUCUACAGAAGAAGACUGCUGACCUCUCGCUAUGGGCUGAUGCUGGAAGAGCCCUCCAGGGCCAGGGUGAAGAUGAAGCCUCUGCUGGGGCUGAUUCCUGAAGCCAGUGGCCGCUCAGAAGCAUUUCCCCUCCAAGCAGGGGCUCAGGGCUGCCCGGGCCCCAGACGCCCGGCCAGAUGGAGUGAGGGCCCAGCAGGACCAUGUCUGCGCAUCACUGUGAGCCCAGUGGGCGAGGCCUUAGGGCUCUGCAGCGCACCAGCACACCCUCGGCUUCCGCAGCCGCGGGCGGGAGAACCGGGGAGACACACUGGCCUCUGCAUCCUCACCAGGCCAUUGUUCCAGAAACUCGGGACAGCUCCUCUGGAUUCACCAGCUAGAGAAACGUGAUGGGAAUAAGGACACAAAGCAGGCUGCUGCAGGGCCUGUGGGCUCCGAGGCUCGGAGGCAGAAGCCUGAGGUUGCACGGAAGCGGGUGGUGGAGCCACGCCGGCGAUGGCCCGUACCUCCUUCUUGACACUUGCUCUCUUCUUGAACAGGCCAUAGAGCUGCUAUUUCCAAAUGCAAUCAUUUCCGUCUUCUGGUUCUAACUGGCUCCCAAGACAGCUCUCCUGAAAUUGAGAGCCAGGGCACCUGUCCCCCGGAGUCUGCAAGCCGCUGGGAUAAAUGUCCCGUUUCUUCACCAUUUUGGCCUCCACCUACAGUUGCUAGAGUUAGCCAAAAAAAGUAAUUAGUUAAUUAAUUAAUACAGGACACCCAGUUAAGUUUGAAUUUCAGAUAAACAAUGAAUAAUUUUUUAGUAUAAGUACAUCUUAUGCAAUAUUGGGGACAAGUUUAUACUAAAAAAAAUUCCUUGCUGUUUUCUGAGAUUCAAAUUUAACUGGGUGUCCUGUGUUUUAUCUAGUAACCCUAUGUACAACCUGCUUCCCAUUCUGGCUAAACCCUCUCUGGAAAGUGCUGGAGAAGUUUCAGGAACAUCCCAGGGGUUCGCGUUUGCGUCAGGGUGUCCUUCACAGCAGGGCAUCCGCCCUCCCCUGCAGGAUCGCUUCCCUCUGAGCCAGUGGUUGGUGUGCGAUGGAGCAGGGCAGAGAGUGCCUCUCCCGCCAGGCUUCAGCUCUGGACUGGCCUCUGAGCCCAGACGGUGUUUCUUGUCCCUGCACUUCCUUUCCGGCUGAAGCGGGAGCCUGCCCUCUUGAUUCCUCCUCUUUCUUACUAUUCUUUACCGCCACUCAGCCACUUUGCCUUUGUUGCUGAACAUCUAGAACACAAUUUAUUCUUCUCUUCCCCCGAAGUGGGAGUCCUGGGAAGGGAGCCAAGGAUUUGAGAAGGGCCACUGCAAGGCAGAGCUCCACGUGGAGUGCCCUCCCCCCCACUCCGUGUUCUGAUUUUCCACCUGUAGCAUGGGUGUGACCCGCUGGACGCCCCGAGCAGUGGUCCCCAGGCCCCUGCGGGAGUGGUCGCUGCAGGAGGAAGUGUUCUAAAGAUCCCAGGCUUGGCCUCCGUGGGCAUGUGUUCAGUGCCCACUCUACACCAGCCACGAGCUUGGUGGGCACCUCCACACCAGGGCUGCCGAGGGACAAAGGCAGAGAGGCCCCUUCCUCCUCCUCCUCCCGCCCCUCCCCCUCUGGGAGGACAGAGGCCAGCCAGGCGGGGCACACACCAGCUCUGGGGAAGCCAGUCCCAUGACAGACCUCUCCCCAACAUCUCCCUUCCCUGGGCCUGGGGGGUGCUCCCCUGCUGCAGGCUGAGGGAAGGAUCGUGUGAAAGUGAUCCAUCAGGAUGCGCUCCGUGGAGAAGGGAACAGCAGAAGAAUGAGGACGUGGGACAGGGAAGCAAAGAAAAGGAAGUCGAGCCAGAGCGUGGCACCAAGCAAAGUUGCACAGAGGGUGACUUUGGCCCAAUCCCAUGGGAAGCCCAGGGACACCUCAGAGUUGUCCCAAUCACGGGCGAGGGAGCUGGGGUGCUGACAGCUCUGCACUGCUGGUCCUUGGGGGCGGUAGAUCUCCAGGCACUUCCUGUGCUGGGUGCAGGCGGAGUGGUUCUGGAAGCCUGGGGCUGGCCUCCAACACAGGGCUUAAAGGCACAGGGGCAGACUAAGGCAGGGGGAACUGAGGAGGGAAGGCGUGGGGGCUGGUGCUGGGUGCGGGAAGGCAGAAGGAGGGAGGGGCAGGUUGAGUGCCUUUGGGCGGCCCACCCAAAGCUCACCUCUGUGAGUCUGAGUUCCCUCAGGAAAAAGCUUCCCUAAAAAAGCCAGUACCACCCAGCCCUGGCGCCCCACCCCCACUGUCUCCAGUUCCAAAGCUAUUUCUGUUUUACUCGAAUAACAAUAAGCCCAUUGUGCACACUUCCUGACUACACUGCUCAGAAUGGCCCAGAGGAGAGGGGCAGGUCCCAGGUCAGAGGGCCCACCUCAGGCCUUGCACUCAGACUGAGCCUGCAUGUGGGAAAAGACCCCGGCUCCCAGGCUUGGCCACUGCUGUUCCACGUCUGAUGCAGCGGCUGCCAGGGUUGUGCUGUCAGGGUCCGCUUCUGGUGAGAGCUGCAGAAAGCUGAGGACCCGCUGGGGACUUCGUGAGCACCUGAGGGGCACCAGAUCCUGCGCCAGGCCCUUUGCAUGCCUUAUUUCAUUUCCCUCCUGCCCCGCCCCACAAUGUAGCUACGACCAGCCCUUUAUUCAGAUAAGGAGACUUGAGCGUCUGAUCUGAAUGGAUGGGCAUGGCUGCUAAGCAGUGGUGUCAUGUUCAGAUCCAGGCCCGCCGGCCCCCACGGCUAGGAGCUUUCUGCGCCUCCCAGGUCCUGUUGCCGGGAGUCCAUGCCGGUGUCCGUAAGAGGUAAAGGCACCAAGCUAGGACGGGGUGGGCCAGGCCCUGUAGUUGCCUGGGCACCAGCAAAGCAGGGGCACACCCAAAUGAGAAGUUUUGGAGAAAUCAUUCAUUUAAAAAAAUCAUCUCAGAGUCAUAAUGGAAAAAGACCAUUGUAGGACUUCCUUACUCUUAUUUUGUGGUUUAGGACUAGCUUUAUUAUAAUUUGCACAUGAGAAGUGGGGGGUACCUUAUUCUUUUCCGGACUUAGGGCUCCUAAGUAGAGAUCUUCCUCUGCCCCUGGGACCCGUUUGUUCACUUAGCACAGAUGAACGGUGUACCUCCCAUCAGCCAGGCCUGUGCCCUCCAUCAGGGAUACAGCAGUUUCCACUUUCCACUUCCCCAACUGCUCUUGGGAACGAUCAUACAUACUGACAUGCAUUAUACACUGUAAAGAGCUGUGCACUUCACCUCCAAGAGCCAUGGGCUUUCUUCCUCUCCACCUCCCUCAACAUGAAGCCAUCCCAUGACCAGACAGAAUGACUCCUUCCUCUGAAUACACAUGGUGCUCCAGCUGGGCCUCCUGCGGCUGCAGACACCCUUUGCUGAACGUGACAGCAGUUCGUUCAGGCUCCCAGGGUAGAAAUCAGUCCGAUUCCCCAGCAUCCAGUCCAGGCCCACCUAUGUGGCAGUCACUCUGGAAAUACCUCUCGGUUCAAGCACUCUGAAUUGGGUUGACCUCCAUCACUAUAGAGCCGCAGGGGGGCAUGGGUUUCUAAGAGCAGGAUGGGGUCACCUGCACAGGUGGGAGAACCAGGGGGACACAUUAGCCUCCGCACCCGCACCGGGCCAUGUUCCUAAGGCCUCCCGAGGCUGGGAGGCAGGCCGAGCUCUUGUCGCCUGGCUACCCAAGCAUGGCCGAAACCCAGUGCUGCACCUAAGCCCAGGCUUCAUUUGGACAGAGACGCCGGUCCCCUUCUUGGAUGGCCCUGAGUGGGUGGAAGGCCUGGAACACAGUGGCAGGCAAAACCCCUCCGACUCCAGUGGCUGAGAUGAAGGGAAACCUCUAACUCAUUUGCUAAAAUGCAGCUUAAAUGUAUUGGGGGUAAGGAGGUUGCUCUCAGCUAAGAGCUUCUACAUCAGUUAUGAAUCUCUUCCAAUUUCCAGCCUGACCUUGGACAGACCUGCCCAGGUUCCCCAGGCUGGCGUGGGGAGGCCCAAGGCCCCAGCAUCAUGCCUAACCUCGCCAGGUGCAGGGUCUCUGGGUAGGGUUCAAGUGCUGGGCGGGCCCAGCAUGGCAAGGCUGCCUCCAGCAGGCGUCUAGGCUUACAAGUGUGGAGCCAGAACAGACUGGCUCAUUGGGGGCUGGUGUGCAUCCCUGCACCAGGGUCCUGCCCAGGAGCUUCCCAGGAAGCAGAAGUCACAGCCCUGGGGGCCAUUAAAGGCAAGUCCCUGAGCUUUCAGCCAAUUACGUAGGACAGAAAUGCAGAGAAGCUGUCCACACACUCUACAAAACCCAGCACCGCCCUUGCUUACUUGCUUCCUUCCUCCCUGAAUAAUUGAAUAAUUCACUCCAAAGCCAUUAGGUCUCCUUCCCCUUCCCCAAUACAUACUGAAGGCAGCAAGAGGGUUGGCAUGGAGCAGGGAGAUGGCCAAGUGAAGUGGUGGCCACGAGGUCAAGAGAUUGGCUACUUACAAAGGGAUCAAGCAAUAAGUAAACUCAUCGAGGAUGGUGGGAGCCAGAUUUCUCACUGUUGGAGAAGGAAGGUGCAAACAUGGAAAGGGAAGAAGCUAGAAUGAAUCCUGUGGUGGUGGGUUGGAAAUAGAGGUAUUGAUGUGACUUAUGGUUUUCAAUAUAUUGAUAUAGAAAUAUGUAUAAAUAUAUAUACAUAUGUACCCAUACUAUAGCUCUGACCACUAACAGGGCCCGGGAAGACAAGCCCCCCCAAAAGCAAUGAGCAAAUCUAGAAGCCAAAUCUGUUUGUAAAUGCCAUUCUCCACUAAAAGGAACCAGGGCUCUUUGGAAAAAGGGCUGAUGCCAGGGCUGGGUCAGGAGAAGUAGACCCUCUGAAACAUCUUAUCAUUUCAGACAGAAAGCAGUCAGAGAAUGAUGGAGACAUGUCGACAGGAGACAAGAUACUAUCCAGAAUAUAUAAAGAAUUCCUACACACAAUGACAAAAAAUCAAACGACCCAGUUAAAAUACAGGCAGAGGACUUGAAUAGAUAUUACUUCAAAGAAGAUAUACAAACAGCUGAGAUGUCUGUGUGGCUCAGGCAGUUAGGCGUCUGCCUUCAGCUCAGGUCAUGAUCCCAGGGCCCUGGGAUCGAGCCCCACGUCAGGGUCCCUGCUCAGCGGGGAGUCUGCUUCUCCCUCUGCCUGCCGCUCCCCCUGCUUGUGCUCAAUCCCUCAUAAAUAAAUAAAUAAAUAAAUAAAUAAAUAAAUAAAUAAAUAAAUAAAUAAAUAAAAUCUUAAAAAGAGAAGACAUACAAACAGCCAAUAAGCAUAGGGAAAAAAUGUUCAACAUCAGUAAUCAUUAGGGAAAUACAAAUCAAAACCAUAAUGAGAUACCACCUCACAUGAAUUAGGAUGGCUAUUAUCAAAAAACAGGAAAUAAUGAGUGUUGGCAAGGAUUGAAGAAAUUGGAACACUUUUCCACUGUUGGUGUGGUCACUAUGGAAAGCAGUAUGGUGGUUCCUCAAAAAAUUGAAAAUAGAAUUACUAUAUGAUCCAGCAGUUUCACUUCCAGGUAGCUACCCAACAGCAUUAAAAGCAGGACUCAAAGAAACUCAAAGUAUGCUCAUGUUCCUAGCAACAUUAUCCACAACAGCCAAAAGGUGGAAGCAACCUCGGUGUCCCAUGGACAGAAAAUGAGGUCUGUGCAUAUAACUGGAUAUUAUUCAGCCUUAAAAAGAAGGACAUCCUCACAUAUGCUGCAACAUGGAUAAACCUCAAAGACAAUAUGCUAAGUGAAAUAGGUUAGUCACAAAAGGACAAAUACUGAACGAUUUCACUUCUGUGAGGUGCCGAGGAGUCCAAUUCAUAGACACAGAAUAAGGGUGGUUGCCAGGGACUGAGGGAGUGACCAAUAGGGAGCUAUUGUUUAAAGGGUACAGAGCUUCAAUUUUGUAAGAUGAAAAGAAUCUGGAGAUGGAUGGUGGUGAUAUGACGUCACAAUGCCAAUGUCAUCGAUGCCACUAAAACCACACACUGAAAUGUUUAAGCCGAUCGGUUUUUAUCUUAUGUGUAUUUUAUCACAAUUAAAAAUAUGUUCUUAGAGGACACAACAGUCAACUCGAAAGGCUUCUGAUGGCCAAGUCUGGGACAAUUUGAGCAUCAGAAUAAAUAGUGAUAGAAUCCAUUGGUCCAUAUUAACAUAAAGAAGUAAAUGAAUAGGGUGCCUGGCUGGUUCAGUUGAUGCGACUCUUGUUCUCAGGGUUGUGAGUUAGAGCCCCAUGUUGGGUGUAGAGAUUACUUAAAAAUAAAAUCUUAAAAAAAGAAGAAGUAAAUGACUAGACACAAGGGAAGAACAGAAAGCUCUUCCUUAGAGUAGAAUGCCACUUGAAAACUAGAGACAAAAUCAUGGAAUCUGAAAACCAUUAUUUUGCAACCAUUGUAGAAAUAGGCAAGAAUCAUCCAUGGAUGCUGAAACUGUUGGGUGAAAUUUUCAUGAGAAAGACGAUAUUUACACAAUCUCAAACUCUCUUCCUGCAAAAUAUUUAUUAAUUACUUAUAAAUUGAUAAGUGCAUUAUACUUAUUAAUUUAACAGUGAAGAAGCCCAGCAGACAGCAUCUUAACCAAGUGUUAAAAGUUAACAUCCCCAGUAGUGGGACAUAUUGACUGUGUACAAGAUGUUAGGAUGCAUGGGAAGCACACAGUGUCCCUUCUGUGCUAUUCCUGCCAAAAACGAGUAACAUCAGAUAAACUCAAAUUGAGGGACAUUCUACAAAACAACCAGACUGUAAUCUUCAUGAGUGUCAGAGUCAGGAAAGGAAAGAUUGAGGAACUGCCUCAAACUGCAGGAGGCUAAGGAAGCGGGACAACUAAGUGUAACACGUGAGCAUGGAUUGGACCCUUUGGAUAUGAAGGGCAAUGAUUGGGAUCAUUGGCAAAAUUGAAUUGGGUCCAUUGAUUAGACAGUAGUAACAUAGUGCCCUGAUUUCACUGGUUGUAAUGUGGUUUUGGUGAGAGAGUGUAUGCCCUAACUUAUUCUCAAAUGGUUCCAAAAUAAUUUCUUUCUUCUUCUUCUUCUCUCUCUCUCUCUUUUUCUUUCUUCCUUUUUUCUACCAAUAUAUCUCCUGUGUGUCCCACUCCUGGGGACAUACUAAAUAGACAUAAGUGCUUAUGUCUACCAAAAGUCAUGUAGAAGAAUAUCGAUAGCAGCGUAUUUGUCAUAGCCCCUGUGGUUAAGAACUACCUGUGGUCAGUCUGCUCAGGCUGCCAUAACAGAAACCACAGACCGAGGGGCUUCAGCAACAGACAUUUGUUUUCUCACAGUUCUGGAGCUGGAAGUCCAAGAUCAAGGUACCAGUAGGGUUGGUUUCUGAUGAGACCUCUCUCCUUAGCUUGCGGGUGGCUGGGACAAUUUGAGCAUCAGAAUAAAUAGUGAUAGAAUCCAUUAGUCCAUAUUAACAUAAGCAUAACACCUUAGCUUGCAGGUGGCUGCCUUCUUGCUAUCCUGGGGGCCUCAUCUCGAUGUGCUAGCACUCCUCGUGUCUUUUCCUCUUCUUAUAAGGACACCAGUCCUGUUGGAUUAGGGCCCCACCCUCGUGGUCUCAUUUAACCUUAGUUACCUCCUUAGAGGCCCAAUUUCCAAAUACAGUCACACCGGGGCUAGGGCUUCAACCCAUGAAUUUGGGGGACAUACAAUUCAGCCCAUAGCACUACCCAAAUGCCCAUUACCAGUGGAAUGUAUACAUAGGGUGUCUUUGUACAAUGAAAUACUACACAGCAACAAGAAUGAACAAAAUACUAACACACAUAACAGAAUGGAUGAGUUUCACAGACAUAAUGUUGAACAAAAGCAUCCAGACACAAAAGAACACGCAGUAUAUGAUUUCAUGUCUAUGAAGGUCAAGAACACAAAAAGCUGAUCUACAGUGCAGUUUGUCAAAUGAUGGAGUGGGAGGUCUGCCUGAAAGGAGCAUGAGGGAGACUUCAGGGGUACCCAAAUGUUCUCUGUCUCAGUCUGAGUCGUACACAAGGGUGCUCACGUGUGUAAAAAUCAAACCGAAAAUGUAGAAACAACCCACGCGUGCACUGACCGAUGAGCGGAAGAGCAACCGGUAUGCAUGUAGAGGGGACUAUUAUUCAGCUUUAAAAGGAAAGCAAUUCUGCCAUCCCUAUUCUAGUCUGGAUGAAAUCUUAAGGUCAUGAUGCUAAAUGAAAUAAGCCCGUCAUGCAAGACAAAUACUGCUUGAUUCCACUUAGAUGAGGUGCCUAGAGCAGUCACAGAGAGACAGAAAGUAGAAUGAUUGCUGCCAGGGUCUGGGGGGUUCAGGCAAAGGAGGAGGUACUGAUUAAUGGGUACAUGGUUUCAGUUUUACCUGAUGAAAGAGUCCUGCAUGUGGGUGGUGGUGAUGGUCCUACAACAUUAGGAAUGUAUUUAAUACCACUGAACUGUACGCUCAGAAAUGGCCACCAUAGUAAACGUUAUGUUAACUAUUAUACUGCAAUAAAAAAUUGGACGGGGCGCCUGGGUGGCUCGGUCAUUAAGUGUCUGCCUUCGGCUCAGGUCAUGAUCCCAGGGUCCUGGGAUCGAGCCCCACAUGGGGCUCCCUGCUCGGUGGGAAGCCUGCUUCUCCCUCCCCCACUCCCCCUGCUUGUGUUCCCUCUCUCUUUGUGUCUCUGUCAAAUAAAUAAAAUCUUUUUUAAAAAUUGAAGAAAAAAAUCAAAGUGUAGCAUAAGAUGUGUAUGGUAAAUUGUAUAAAACCCAUAUUUCCUAUAAAAAAAAACACACAAAGAAAUGUGGAGGGUAGUGAGCUGAAAUGUGAGGAGAGUGUAUGGUAUGGGGAGGGAAUAGGAGGGCUUGCGGAAAGAGGCUGGAAGGGAGGCAGGCUGGCCCUGGUCCCAGGCCCUGGCAGUGAGCUUGGAUUUUUUUCCUUGUAAGGAGUUUGGAUUUUCCCUCAAGAGCAAUGGGAAGCCAUCGAAGUGGUGUAAGCAGGAAGUGACAUGAUCACACUGCAUUAUAUCUUAUUUUAUUUUUAAAGAUUUUAUUUAUUUGAGAAAGAAAGAGGGUGCGGAGGGGUAGAGGGAGAGGGAGAAGCAGACUCCCCGCAGGGCACUGAUCCCCCCAACCCCCACUCAGGCUCCAUCCCAGGACCCUGAGGUCGUGACCUGAGCCAAAGUCAGAUGCUUAACUGACUGAGCCACCCACGAGCCCCCACACUGCAUUUUUAAAGGCCCUUCUGGCUGCAGAGGGCUCUGCAGACUAGAGGGACGGGAGCGAGGGCAGGGUGUAAACGUAGCCGCAGCAGCUAAUCACUGCCCGCCCCAAGCCUCUAUUGCUAAAGUUCUAACCCUGUGGCCUGGAACGUGAGAACAGGCUCAGGCUUCCAGGACAGAGUUGUGUACCAUGUGGCUAAUUUAGCCUGCCUGAGACUCAGUUUCUUCAUCUAUAAAAUGGGGCUAAUGCCUUUCUAAUAGAGUUGUUACACACGGUAACUGAGAUGUUGAACGUAGAACACUUAGCCUAAUGUCUGGCACUGGUAGAUGGUUAGCAAAUAUUUCCUUCGCCCCAUCCCUUCACCCCCCUCACAAACACGUGGUCUGGCCCUGCCCUCUGCAGUCAGAUCUUCCUAAGGAUCUUGGGCUGAGCAGCUAGUCCCAACACAGUGUGAACUGGCAUCCAGAGUUUUUACUUUGGCGGGAGCUCUUGGAGCUGAAAAAGUCUUCGGUUCCCUAAGGAAGGGAGUCCAAAUGGUAGAAGUCGGCCGGGGAGACCCUGUGGGCUCAGCCUUCCACAGGUGAGCAUCUGUGAUCAACUCUGAUUCUAUCACCCCAUCCCAACCUCUCUCAAAAGCACCAGUGGCUCCCCAGCCAUUACCCACGGGAUAAAAUUCCACCUCGUCAGCCAGGUUCUCAAGGCCCUUAGUGAUCUAGCCCCUUCUGCCCUCAUCAUUCAUGCCAUGAAACUGCCCCAGGCCCUCUGCUCUGUGUCUGUGCCCAGGCCGUAACCUGGGUCUGGAACACCUUCCCUCACCCUCGGCUUAUCCCCAUUACUUAUCAGCCUUCUUGUUAGAGGCCAUCUGGGGCUCUCCCGGAAUACACUUUGCAGUCGUUUGUGUCUAUGUUUCCCCAUAGGCUCCAGGCACCUGGUGGCAGGGUCCACGCCUGAGCCAUCUCCAGGACACUCGCCACAGAGCCUCGCCCAGUGGCUUGCACAGGGCCACAGCUCAACGUCUCCUUGGAGAGAAUGAGAGCUGGGCUUCUAAACCCAAGCCUUGCCCAGAUCAGAGCAGUACCGAAGGUUGGAAAAGCGGGGCUGCACUGCUCCCAUGGGAUCCCGGGGGGAGUUCCAGAGCUCCCCCAGGGAUUCUAUGCUUUUGUCCUUGGCGCACAGGCAGCUUGGCGGCUAUUUGCUCCUCCCUUUGGCCAUUCUCAAUAUGUAAAGACAGUGCGUCUAUCUCCCAUCUGCUGAACUGCUUGGAUGAUCUCAUCCGGCACUGCCCAAAAGAGCCCUGAAACAGCAGCUUGCAAAGUGCCCCAGAGAUGCUGCAGGUGAUGCCUCUGCCCACUUCCUUCUAGAACCCAGCCUCCGAUCACACAGCAACGGACCAAGCCAAAUGCCCAUGACCAUUCUCCUGGGCCCAUCCAUUGCUUUUUUGUCCAGGCUUUGCCUCGGUGAUAGAGAAGAAAGAUGGAGACAGUCAGGGAAAGCUUCUGGUGGAGAAAGCCUCAGAUGUUGUUGAAGGAGGGAAGAGAUGCGGGGCAGAAGCAGGGAGAAGACUGGCGUGUGGGUGAGGAUACCCCGUCGUAUGUACAGACGUGUGCCCAUGAGGUAGGGAGACAGGCUUGGCAGAAAGAGGCCUGGGGGCUCCAGCACUUCCUAUGCCACUGUGUGCCUGCUGCAAAAGCAGGACAGGGGGCUUUAUUCCCAUUGUCCAGAGGAGAAAAUUGAGGCUUAGCUCAGUCAAAGUCACACAACUCAGCCAAUCAGGGUGGGCAGAGUCACGUCUUCUGAUUCCAAGGCCAGAGCCCCUUUAUCACACCAGGCUGCUUCUCAGAAUGGGGCCAAUUGUGUGGUGAUACUGGGGAAAAUGCUAUUUGUUCAUCAAGGAAAUACAGAUUAAAAUUCUAAUACCACACACACACACACACACACACACACACACCAGCAUGGCUGAAAUAAAUAAGACAGACCAAAAAAUCAAAUGUUGGUGAGGAUGUAAUAAAAAACCAAAACAGAAUCCAGUGUCAUUGAGCAACUAAAACCCUUAUACAAGACUGAAUGAGAAUGUCCAUUGGUGUAGUAGCACUUUGUGAAAGUUAUGUAACACAUACACUAAAACUGAACAUACACAAACCCUAUAACAAGCAAAUCCACUCUUAGGUACUAGAACGUUCAUAGUAGCACUAUCCAUAAAGCCGAAAACCUGGAAAUACCCAAAUGCCCAUCAAUAAUAUAAUGGACAAAAAUAUUGUGAUACGUUUAUACAACGGAAUACUAAAUAGCAAUACGAAUGAUCAAACUAUAACUACACACAACCACAGGAAUAAGUGGCACAAACAUAAUGUUGAGCAAAAGCAGCAUCCACCAAAGAGUAUAUAUUAAAUGAACCCACUAUAUAUAGUAUUCAAACCAGGCAAAACUACUUAGUUUAACACCCUCAUGUAACUAGCUCCCACGAAAUCCCAAAAUACAUGGGGGGAGAGAAAGCUCUUCCUUAUGGUGAAACUGAAACUGAAACUAAUAAAUACCUUAUUUAUUAGUUAGGGAAUUAUGGGGUUUGAAAAUUACAUUUGGCCACCAUCAUAGUAAUAACUGAUUUUGGCAAGAAUCAUCAAUGGAUAUGACAAUUAGUGGGUAAAAAGUUUGAUGGAGAACAGGAUAUUUAUAUAAUCUCAGGUGACUCCCCCCAAGUACUUAUUAAUACAAAUGGGAAACAGUCACAAGAGUGGUAGACUCCACCUUCACCACGAUCCAAGUGAGUAUCACUAGUAAUAGACAAAGAGGCAGUGUAUACUCCUGAGAUGAUACACCAAGGACACAAUGUCACUUCUGUGAUAAUCCUGCCAAAAAUCAAUAACCUGAAUCUAAUCAUGAAGAAACAUCAGACAAUCCUAAACCGAAGAAUAUUCAUUGAAACAACCAGCCUGUCUUUUUAAAACUGUCAAGCUCAUGAAAAGACAAAGGCUGAGGAGCGACUCCAAAUCAAAUGAGAUACGAAAACAUAACAACCCAAGCCAACUUGUGAUCCUACAUCAAAUCCUGGACCAGGAAAAAAUAAAAGUUUUUCAAUAAAGGAUAUUGUUGGCACCAUUGACAAAAUUUGAGUAAGAAGGUCUAUAGAUUAGAUAAUAAUAUUUAAUCAAUGUUAACAUCCCAAUUUUGGUAACAGAAACAAAAAAAUUUAUCCUCGUUCUUGGGAAAUACGCACUGAAAUAUUUUGGGGUAAUAUGCAUAACAGACUAACUCAUAACAACCCAAAACUAGAAACAACCCCAACAUGGGGACGGGAUAAACAGUGGUAUGUCGAUACAAUGAAAUACUACUCAGCCAUAUAAAAGAAUGAACUACUGAUACAUACAACUAAAUAGAUGAACCCCAAAUAAUUAUGCUGAGUGGCGCCUGGCUGGCUCAGUUGGUAGAGCAUGCGAUUUGAUCUGGGAAUGAGUUCAAGCCCCAUGUUGGGUGUAGAGAUUACUUAAAAAAAAAAUCCAAGAUAAUUAGGUUAAAUGAAAGCAGCCAGGUUACUCUCAAAUGGCUCAGAAAAAAGAAACCCAUAUGUAUAUAAUUACAUAAAAACAUUACAUAUAUUUAUACAAACAUACAGAGAGUGGGGAGCGGAAAAGAAUGGUAAAACGGAUGUAGUAAACUGUUAAUUGUUGGUAAAUGGUGUGAAGGAUAAAUGGGAGUUCUUUGUGCUGGUCUUGAAACUUUUCUAUAAAUUUACAAUUAUUUCAAAAUAAAGAUUUAAGUAACUGACUGAAUGAUACCAUUUGUCGUGUUUGUAUUACUAUUUACAUACUUAUUUACUGAUGGACACUUUGCAUAAAGCCUGAGGUGUACAGUUUGAUAGGUUUUGGCAAUUGUGCCAAAGCCCACCACCCACACCAAGGUGGAAACCCAUCUCUCACACCUCCUUCCCGUCAUCCCCUCCUCCUACCCUGAGGCAGCCGAACGCUGCUCUGAUUUCUAUCACCACGAUUAGUUUUGCUUGUUCUGGAUUUUCACAUAGAUGGAAUCAUUCCAUAUGGACCUUUUUUUUUUUUUUUUUUUUUGCCUCUCUGCUUUCACGCAGCAUGAUUACUUUGAGAUUCCUUCAUGUAGCUGCAUGUAUCAGCAGUUCGUUCCUUUUGAUGGCUGAGGAGUAUUUCAUUGUACCACUUUAUCUGGUCACCUGUUGAUGGAAUUCGGGGGUGUUUCUAGCUUUUGGUUAUUAUGAAUAAGCCGGCUAUGGAUAUGCUUGUGUAAGUCUUUGUGGGGACCUGUGUUUUCAUGGUACCACCUGUCUCCCUCUGGAGAUAACUCUGCCCUCGACCUCACUCACAUACAGGGGUGGACAUAUAACCGUGGGCUUUUAAGAAUACCAGAAAAGCUUCCUGAUCCAAAUGAUCUCUUCUAAAAAUGUCCGAGUUUCCACCAUUAACUGUCUCUUCUUCUGAGGCUACCUGAGCUCUAGCUGGUCCGAAAUUUUAUUGUAAGGGAGUUUACCAAUAUUUUUUUC
Messenger RNA from Mirounga angustirostris (Northern elephant seal), 19774 nucleotides. It is a transcript of the gene HMG20A, whose product is annotated as high mobility group 20A. Bases 5160 to 6188 code for a protein of 342 amino acids. Gene Ontology annotation, cellular component: nucleus. Lineage: Eukaryota; Metazoa; Chordata; Mammalia; Carnivora; Phocidae. The record is from RefSeq and is a predicted model, not a curated record. Gene Ontology annotation, biological process: regulation of gene expression. The transcript has 3 exons.